GCGACCUGCGACACUAAAAUAAGGGCAGAAAAAAGAAACCAUUCACUCCACAGGCACCUCUGUCCUGACGUCACGUCCUGCUUCCUCUCUCGCUUCCAUCUUGCUCCCGCAUGUGUCUGCUGUUAGUUUACAGAUGAAAGAAACAAUUAUGAAUCAAGAAAAACUUGCUAAACUACAAGCGCAAGUUCGCAUCGGUGGAAAGGGGAGCGCUCGCAGAAAGAAGAAGGUUGUGCACAGAACGGCGACUGCAGAUGACAAAAAGCUUCAGUUUUCCUUAAAGAAACUUGGUGUAAACAACAUCUCUGGUAUUGAAGAGGUUAACAUGUUCACAAAUCAAGGAACAGUCAUCCAUUUCAACAAUCCCAAAGUGCAGGCCUCCCUCGCUGCCAACACCUUCACCAUCACCGGUCAUGCUGAGACCAAGCAGCUGACGGAGAUGCUGCCCGGCAUCCUGAACCAGCUGGGAGCCGACAGCCUGACGAGCCUGAGGAGACUCGCCGAGGCUCUCCCUAAACAGGCUGCAGAUGGAAAAGCGCAGAUUGCUGCAGUGGAAGAGGAAGACGAUGAUGUUCCAGACCUGGUGGAGAAUUUCGACGAAGCAUCCAAGGAUGAGGCCAACUAGAGGAAACGGAGAUGUGAGGGCGUGACUGGACUGUGUGGGGCACAAAAUGUUUUCCAUUUGAAGAAGUGGAGAGUUUAGUUGAAACACCUGAGAAAAUAAAUAAUACGACUUUUGGCGUCGAGCAUCCCGUAAUACAUGAAACACCUGAUGAAAUUGUCUGCUUUUGGGGAGUCAUCUUGUAGAAUAGUACCCUGUUGAUGAAAUCUGAGGUUGCUGUAUUUAAAGGUAAGGAGCAGCAAAUGCUUGUUUUGCGCUGUGGUCUUCGUGUCCUGUUAAAGUGAGAGAUUGUACGUAAAAUGUGAUGUUCAGCUGUACAUCUGUUUCUUCUGUUACUGAAUCUCAACUCCAUGGCCUCCCUAAAACCACUGUGUCUGGAAUAAACCUUUGCUACUGUCAAAAACA
Molecule: messenger RNA, 1024 nt
Organism: Nothobranchius furzeri (turquoise killifish)
Lineage: Eukaryota; Metazoa; Chordata; Actinopteri; Cyprinodontiformes; Nothobranchiidae
Gene: btf3
Product: basic transcription factor 3
Cellular component (GO): cytosol; nascent polypeptide-associated complex
Source: RefSeq, a predicted model, not a curated record